UUCAAUCGUCAACGAGGGAAAGACGAAACAGUUCUAAAGAGCCUUGUCUAUCUUGAUGUGCAUUUCUGGGCUUCCUCCCAAGGAUUCAAUCGAAAUCUCUCCCUGGCGAUAAAAAAAUUCACACCAUUUCCCCUUUUCGUGUUCAUGUUUCCUUGUUGGGUUACUUUUUAAAUUAACUUCUUUCCUUAUUAACUGUGUUUGGUAGAUAGCUGUAUUUGUUGAAGACGAUGGUACUGGUCUUGGCUCUGGGGGAUUUGCAUAUACCCCAUCGGGCAGCUGAUCUCCCUCCAAAGUUCAAGUCCAUGCUGGUUCCUGGCAAGAUCCAACACAUCAUUUGCACUGGCAAUCUUUGCAUUAAAGAAGUUCAAGAUUACCUGAAGUCGCUUUGUCCUGACUUGCAUAUUGCAAGAGGUGAAUAUGAUGAAGAAACAAGAUAUCCCGAGACCAAAACACUAACUAUUGGGCAAUUCAAGUUGGGAUUAUGCCAUGGUCAUCAGGUUAUUCCAUGGGGUGACCUAGACUCACUAGCCAUGCUACAGAGGCAGCUGGAUGUCGACAUACUUGUGACAGGGCACACCCACCAGUUCACUGCUUACAAACAUGAAGGAGGAGUUGUUAUAAACCCAGGGUCUGCUACAGGUGCAUACAGCAGCAUCACUUAUGAUGUGAACCCUAGCUUUGUCCUCAUGGAUAUUGAUGGGCUACGUGUUGUGGUCUAUGUCUAUGAACUCAUUGACGGAGAGGUUAAAGUUGACAAAAUUGAUUUCAAGAAGACAACUGCUACAACUCACUCUGCUCAUUGAACUUAUGGGUUUACAAUGUGCUAUUAUUAACAUUUUCCAUGGAUUCAUCAAAAUGCAACUGGUUUGUUGUACAUGUGAUCCAAUCAUUUGUGUACGUGUUGAAUGAUAGAAAUUUUGGCAUGA
Molecule: messenger RNA, 926 nt
Organism: Theobroma umbraticum
Lineage: Eukaryota; Viridiplantae; Streptophyta; Magnoliopsida; Malvales; Malvaceae
Product: vacuolar protein sorting-associated protein 29
Biological process (GO): retrograde transport, endosome to Golgi
Cellular component (GO): retromer complex
Source: RefSeq, a predicted model, not a curated record